ACUAACUGCUCCGCCGGUACCGUCGUCAUGGCUCGGACCGGCUCCGGGACCCUUCUCUCCCGCCGAAACAUCAAGCUGGACUCCUUCCUGAAGCGGAACACGGAGCAGGCGGUGUACGAGCGGAUCCGAGCCUACGAACCGUGCGUGGUGAUUUCAGAGACCGUUAACAAAGUGUACAUGCACGUAGUGCUGAGCGAUGAGCUCGUGUACCUCACAGAGUACCCGCCGCGCACGCUCACCGCUGCCGUUAGCUUCAGGCGCGUGCGUGACAUCGAGCUGGUCAACGACCUCCCAGAAUUCCUCAGUGGGAAGGACAGGGAACGCUGCCAGCACAUACGACUCACCUACGUCACUGACAAGCCUGCUGCGAAGGGACGUGACUGGUUGAAGAGAGACAAGAGGACGGCACUUCCUCCUGCAGCCCCGCCCUCUCGCAGAGGCAGCCACUGCCCUUUAAUAACGCACACCUUAGAAGGAUAUCCUGCAGGGAGGAGCCGCAGUGAAUGGAGGAAAGGAGGAAAGGAGCCCCACAUGUUAAAGCCUACCCGCUCUGCCUCCUGUCCAAACCCUGAGACUCUUGGCCUCCUGAAGGUCCCACACCCUCCCACCCAGCCGCCCUCCUCAGCACCCUCCCUCUACUCCCCCACCAGCUCCCUCACCUCUUCUCCUUCACCCUCAGAACAAAGCCUGAGGACAAUUAAGAGUGGUCAGGUUCCGAGGAGGAUCGGCUCGGUUCUGUCUCGUCUGCUCAGAAGAGACUGUGUGAACAGCAGGGAGGAGAGGGAGGCGGAGCUGCAUCUCUACGCCGUCUCACAGACGUCCAGACUUUACCUGCAUCUACAGAGCUCAUGGAACAGUUUUAUUAUCAGGUCCACUCUAUUGUUGGACCCACUCUACAGAAGAAAGUGCAAUGCUUCCUCUGACUCCUCCCCUGGGAAACAGCGUCCGGCCAUCAGCUGGGAGCGGACGGCCCACCUGUUCGCUCAGCUGAGCUCGGAGCUGCUGCAGGACGAGAUCAGUGUGGAGAGUUCGUACCUGCUGCUGCAGGAGCUGAGAACUGCUGCUCACCGCAACGUCACACUGCGCAGACUGUUCUGGAGGUCCAGUGAGGUUUGUGUUUUCCUGGUUCAGACUCUGGAGGAGUCUCUUCACGGCUGUCAGGGCCUCAGUGGAGUCUACACAGAAGAUCAACUACUACUGAGCACCGUGAUCGUCCAGACGCUCGCCGUCAUGUUCAGAGAGACGGAGGUCGAAGCAGCCAGACUCAACCUGCUCUCUGCCAAGAAAGGUUGCCUGGCCUCCAGGAUGCUGCUUGCCUUGAUUUGUGAUCCACGUCUACAGACACAGAACCGAGGAUCUCAGAUUGACUCUGAGCUUCAGGCCUUACUGUCUGAGUAUCUGGACGCUGCCUGCUCUCUGCUCUUUGAGCUGCUGUGCUCAGGCCACGAGACCAGCGAGUGUUUCUCUUUUGAAAACCUCCUGUCUGUCGGCUGGAUCCUGCGAGUCCUGCAGCCUCAUCCUCACCUGCUGUCCUUCAUUGGUUACCAGGCCCAGCAGGUGGUGCUGGUUCUGUCAGACCUGCAGGAGUCGGUCCUGAGCCCCGUCCAGGCCGUCCUGUUGUUCCAGCGCUGUCGCCUCCUGCUGGCCUGCCUGCAGUACAACAGCCAGCUGGCUCAGCACCUCCGAUCACACUUCAGAGAGGAGUUCAGGUACUUUGUGAAGCCGUCAUGUGCUGAGGAGAAGCUGCCGCCUCACUACCCGAUCAGCUUACCAACUCUCCGACUGGUCGAACGCAUUCUGACUCUUAUCCUGCACAGAUGA
Molecule: messenger RNA, 1821 nt
Organism: Seriola dumerili (greater amberjack)
Lineage: Eukaryota; Metazoa; Chordata; Actinopteri; Carangiformes; Carangidae
Gene: cunh12orf56
Product: chromosome unknown C12orf56 homolog
Exons: 14
Source: RefSeq, a predicted model, not a curated record